CAGAAAGGUAGCCAGGGCCGGGUCAGGAGGCCCCCGGGGACAUGUGAAGGAGCUCGAGCGUUUCCUAGAGAAGUCGGGAGUCAUGGAAAGCAAACGGCCCUCCCAGGCUCCCUUGCAGCAGGGGCAGCCCCUCCAAGGAGCCAGGUCUGUCCGGCGAGAUGCAAGGGGACGCUUACUGGAAGCUUCUGGGAAAGGUUUUGUCCUCCUUGAUAAGAGAAGGCGAGGCAAGACCACAGUCAGAGCCCUUGGCCUGUGGCCACCGAAAACAACGUGUCCUCAUUGUCAUUGAGAAACUGCAGUUGGGUCUUCGGAUGUCUCCAGGAUGCCCCUGUUCCCACACCAAGGCAGGAGGAGCGGGAAGCCGGGGUCCGCUGGGAGCAGCCUCAUUGGAAGCCCUCAUUAGCAGCAGGAAUGCUUAUGCAGCACGCGCCUCGGAAACUGGGAUAAGGAGAGCUAUAGCUCUGUACCGAGGCCCCAAGGCCACAUUCAUCGGGGCUAAAGACCGUAUUUGGCGUAGUGCUCGCAACUGGGCCAACUACCUUGCUGAGCUUGUACUAAUCCACUGCCACCAUCCAAGACCCAUCACCAGACUCUCCUGGGAUCAGACAGGCAAGCUGAAUGGAGAUGCACUGGACCACCACUCCCGCAUCCUUUAGGCCUUUAAAGAUGUUGUU
Messenger RNA from Zalophus californianus (California sea lion), 674 nucleotides. RefSeq lists its product as uncharacterized. The coding region runs from base 159 to 656 and encodes 165 amino acids. The transcript is spliced from 5 exons. Lineage: Eukaryota; Metazoa; Chordata; Mammalia; Carnivora; Otariidae. The record is from RefSeq and is a predicted model, not a curated record.